Toxotes jaculatrix (banded archerfish) is the source of this 1599-nucleotide messenger RNA. It is a transcript of the gene pmpcb, whose product is annotated as peptidase, mitochondrial processing subunit beta. Lineage: Eukaryota; Metazoa; Chordata; Actinopteri; Toxotidae. Gene Ontology annotation, molecular function: metal ion binding; metalloendopeptidase activity. Bases 43 to 1494 code for a protein of 483 amino acids. The transcript has 13 exons. The record is from RefSeq and is a predicted model, not a curated record. Gene Ontology annotation, cellular component: mitochondrion.
CGGAAACGAAAACAGCCGUGUACAGUGUGAUACCCAAACAAUAUGUCGGCGUCCUUACAGCGUCUCACGUCCGCUGGGCGAUAUCUGUUACAAAGACACUUAGUGAAGACUAAUUCUUUACAUAGGCUCUCAGCUCCGCCACACAGACUCUUAGCUACCCAGGCUGCCCAGCAGGUGGCGCUAAAUGUUCCUGAAACCAAGGUGACCACUUUAGAGAACGGGCUCCGGGUGGCUUCUGAGGACGCUGGGCUCACCACUUGCACAGUGGGCCUCUGGAUAGAUGCCGGCAGUCGCUAUGAGAAUGAGAGAAAUAAUGGCACAGCACAUUUCCUGGAACAUAUGGCAUUUAAGGGCACAAGAAAACGGUCCCAGCUGGAUCUGGAGCUGGAGAUUGAGAACAUGGGGGCUCACCUGAACGCCUACACGUCCCGGGAGCAAACUGUGUAUUACGCCAAAGCUUUCUCUAAAGAUCUACCACGAGCUGUAGAGAUUCUGGCUGACAUCAUCCAGAACAGUACGCUGGGUGAGGCGGAGAUCGAGAGGGAGCGAGGGGUCAUCCUCAGAGAGAUGCAGGAAGUGGAGACCAAUCUGCAGGAAGUGGUCUUUGACUACCUUCAUGCUACAGCGUAUCAGUCCACAGCUCUGGGCAGGACCAUCCUGGGCCCCACUGAGAACAUCAAGACUAUCAACAGAGGAGACCUGGUUGAAUACAUCACCACUCACUACAAAGGGCCCAGGAUAGUGCUGGCUGCUGCUGGAGGAGUUUCACAUGAUGAGCUCAUCGAUUUGGCAAAGUAUCACUUUGGAAAACUUCCUGGCAGAUAUCAGGGCGAAGCGCCGGCACUUCCUCACUGCAGCUUCACAGGAAGUGAGAUCCGUGUUCGUGAUGACAAGAUGCCCCUGGCUCAUAUCGCCAUCGCUGUGGAGGCAGUUGGAUGGUCUCACCCUGACACCAUCCCCCUCAUGGUGGCAAACACGCUCAUUGGAAACUGGGACCGCUCGCUGGGUGGAGGCGUGAAUCUGUCCAGUAAACUGGCUCAGAUGGCCUGUCAGGGGAACCUGUGCCACAGUUUCCAGUCCUUCAACACUUGCUACACAGAUACAGGCCUCUGGGGGCUCUACAUGGUGUGUGAGCCCGGCACCAUCAAUGACAUGAUGCACUUCACUCAGAUGGAAUGGAUGUCUCUCUGUACGAGCGUGACGGAGAGUGAGGUGGCUCGGGCAAAGAACCUGCUCAAGACCAACAUGCUCCUGCAUCUUGACGGAUCCACCCCUAUCUGUGAGGACAUCGGCCGACAGAUGCUGUGCUACAGCCGCAGGAUCCCUCUGCACGAGCUGGAGGCCAGGAUUGAUGCCAUUGAUGCCAGGACCAUUAAGGAUGUGUGCACCAGGUACAUCUACAACAAGGCUCCUGCCAUCGCAGCAGUGGGUCCCAUAGAACACCUGCCGGAGUACGACCGGAUCCGCAGCGGGAUGUUCUGGAUGAGAAGCUGAGGACAGAUCACCAUUAUAAACACACCAUUUAAGGCUUGACUGUAGUACUUCUUUAAUUUUUAUUAUAAAAUAAAGACCAACACAAUAAUGUUAAAAUAACACAGA